Messenger RNA from Exophiala dermatitidis NIH/UT8656, 1980 nucleotides. RefSeq lists its product as uncharacterized. Bases 1 to 1980 code for a protein of 659 amino acids. Gene Ontology annotation, molecular function: mRNA binding; phosphatidylinositol binding; ubiquitin binding. The record is from RefSeq and is a predicted model, not a curated record. Gene Ontology annotation, biological process: termination of RNA polymerase II transcription. Gene Ontology annotation, cellular component: mRNA cleavage factor complex; cytoplasm. Lineage: Eukaryota; Fungi; Ascomycota; Eurotiomycetes; Chaetothyriales; Herpotrichiellaceae. The transcript is spliced from 3 exons.
AUGUCAGGACUACCGUCUGAUGAAGUCGCCGAAGACUACAAGGGGUCUUUGGAAGACCUUGUGACAAAUGACAGAUAUCAGAUCUCAAAUCUGACCUUGAUCGCGAAAGAAAACAUUGAACACGCCGAAGCAAUUUCCCGUGUCCUUCAGAACCACAUCAACAGAGCACCUCCCGCACGCAAGCUGCCGGCCUUAUAUGUGUUGGACUCGAUAGCGAAAAAUGUGGGAUCUCCGUACACGGUGUAUUUCGGUCGCAACCUGCACCAGAUCUUCAUGCUGGCUUACUCUCAGGUGGAUACUCCUGUCCGGCGGAAGCUGGAAGAGAUGUUGAAGACAUGGCGCGAGCCAGUGCCCGGUUCACUUUCGCCCACGCCCGUCUUCCCCCACACAUGCACACAAUCCAUCGUCGACAGCUUGAACAAAUUCCGCUCUGCCUUACCAGCGACUACCCGUUAUCAAUCCACCCCGGUCCCAGCACCUGCUGCAAGGCUAGUAUCCGACCCGCGGUAUCGACAUACACCGACUCCUCCACAGACAUAUCCGCAGCUGGCUCCGGCCGUCCCGACGCAGAUCAAAAGUCCCCAGCCGCAGGCGGCAACGCCGCAACCACCGUACGCUCACACACCCCCCGUUUCUUAUCCUCAACCGUACCAAGCUCCAGCAGCUCCGUUCUUCCAGCAGACUCCGGUUCCUCAGAUACCACAGUAUCAUACACCAACACCGCAACCUCGGCCUGUCUCGGCUGGGGCGGUUGACGUACAGAAGCUACACAACGAUAUUGACGACCUUACCACCGAUGCCAAAAUCGAAUGUGCUACUCAUCCCAUGGAUGCGGGUGCUCGGAGGAAAUUGGCGAGUCUGCAGACUUUGAAGGAGAUUUUAGACAGCGGCAACGCCUCAGAAAGUGAUUUGGUGGAUAUCAGAAACACAAUUAUGCAAAAGAUGGCCGAGAGGAUGACGGCAAAGCUUGCAACUCCGACGCCUGUCCAGGUACCACCGCCUGUGCAAAACGCAUACAUGCCUCCACAAGCUGCUAUGCCGCAACCGCCAGCACCGGCUGCUACCUCGUUGUUCAACAGCACCAAUCUAGCUGAAUUAUUACGGGCUACUGCUGCUCAGCAGCAAGCUGUGCAGCCACCCAACUAUUAUGGCCAAAUUACUUCGGGUGCGACUAAUUCUCUGCCUGUCAACAACGUUCCUCCUCCAGUGCCUGAAAACCCCCUGCUGGCCCAAUUGCGAGCGUCAGGACUCUUGUCUGCUGUACCAACUCCGCCUCCAGGCACCACUUCAGCCAUGCCGAGCCAUGCCACAUAUGGCGCCGACCCCGUUGAUGAAGUCAGUCUAGCUUCAGCUAGCAUUCGGAUACGGCGGCCACACCUCAUCGCAAGAUUCUUGAAUGCUCGUCCGAAUCAGUGCAGUACUUGUGGAAGGAGAUUCACAUUAGACGAGGCCGGCAGAGCGAAGAAAGCCCGUCAUCUGGAUUGGCACUUCAAGACCAAGGCUAGAAUGCUGGAGGCCGAGAAACGUGGUCAGAACCGCAGUUGGUAUGUUGAUGAGCGGGAGUGGAUCGCGAGCAAAGAGUAUGAGGACGACGCCGGACCUGUCGACGCAAAUGGGGCGCCGGUGAACGCUGCUGCGGCGGUGGCGAAGAAGAAGACCCAGGAUUUCGUUCGAGUGCCAGCGGAUCCCGUGCUUCGAUCAUUGCCUUGUCCAAUCGACCAAGAACCGUUCAAGAGUGAGUGGAGUGAGGACGUACAGGAUUUCAUCUGGAAAGAUGCCGUUCAAAUCGGAGGCCGGUAUUAUCACGCCAGUUGUUACGCCGAAGUGACCAAAGGUCGUGAGAAGGAUGGUGUCUCAACCCCGGUCGGCGGCACAGGGCGAACGGCGACCCCUGAUUCAGUCCUUGGGAAGAGGAAAGCAGAGGAGGGCAGCAAUGGCAUCAAGUCCAGAAUCAAGCUGGAGCCAGCUCAAGCGUCCUAA